AUGGAGAGACAUCUGAACCAGGACAUCUUCCUGUGCCCAGAGAAAGUAAUGAGCCAGCAGUCCAGCAGGCUGUCCCAGGCCAUCAAGGGCUCAAGGGGUCGCUCUGCUGUCGUGGCAUCCAGCCAGGGCUGUAUCAGCCCCACCAGGUCCCACUCAGCCUCGCGCUCUGGGGGAGGCAGUGCCUCCACAGCCUGUGCCAUGAUAGGGGGUGCCUUUGGCAGCCAGAGCAUAGGAAGCCUGUGUGGGGCUGGAGGAAGGGGCAAUGGAGACAGAUGUGGUUUUGGAGGUAUUCCUGGUGGAUCAGGGGGCCUUGGGGAUUCAGGGGGCUUUCCAUUCAGCAUCCAGGAGGUGAUCAUCAACCAGAGCCUCCUUCAGCCCCUGAACAUGGGAAUCGACCCUCUAGAUCAGGAGGGUGAAGACCAAGAGAAGGAGCAAAUCAAGAUGUUCAAUGACAAGUUUGCUUCAUUCGCCGACAAGGUGUGGUUCCUGGAGCAGCAGAACAGGGUACUGGAGACUAAGUGGUGCCUCCUGCAGGAGCAGUCGGCCACCUCCAAGGCCAGCACCAAUGACCUGAAGCCCUUCUUUGAGUCCUACACCAGCUGCCUGCGAGCCCACCUUGACAGGCUGCUGAGUGAACGGCAUCAGCUGGAUGGAGCACAACAGAGCACGAUGCAGACUCUUGUGGAGGAAUAUGAGAGGAAGUACGUGGAUGAGUUUAACAAGUGCUCAGAGGCUGAGAAUGAGUUCAUGGUUCUGAAGAAGAUGAGCAGUGGAUACUUCCUGCACACCAAAGUGGACUUGGAAAUAAAAAUGGAGAGUCUGACCAGUGACGUCAACUUCUUGAAAGCCCUCUUUGAAGCGGAGUACAACCAGGUGCUGUCAGAAUCCAGUGAUAUGUCUGUUAUCCUGUCCAUGGACAACAACUGGCAUCUGGACCUGGACAGCAUCAUCAGCGAGGUCAAGGCCCAGUAUGAGGAGAUCACCCAGGGGAGCAAGGCAGAGGCUAAGAGGCUGUACCGGGUCAAGCUUGGGAGGCUGCAGACUAUAGCCAGCUGGUAUGGCGUUGACUUGAGGAGCACCAAGAAUGAGAUUGCAGAGCUCAAAAGGAUGGUCCAGAGGCUGUGGGCAAAGAUUGAGGGCACCAAGAAGCAGGCAGAAUACCAGCCUUAUCUCUUGUGUGACUACCAGGAGCUGAUGAACGUCAAAUUGGCAUUGGAUGUGGAGAUUGCCACCUACCAGAAGAUGCUGGGUGGUGAGGAGUGCAGAUAA
Molecule: messenger RNA, 1269 nt
Organism: Lynx canadensis (Canada lynx)
Lineage: Eukaryota; Metazoa; Chordata; Mammalia; Carnivora; Felidae
Product: keratin, type II cytoskeletal 2 oral-like
Biological process (GO): intermediate filament organization; keratinization
Cellular component (GO): keratin filament
Molecular function (GO): structural constituent of skin epidermis
Source: RefSeq, a predicted model, not a curated record